Molecule: messenger RNA, 1546 nt
Organism: Paramecium sonneborni
Lineage: Eukaryota; Ciliophora; Oligohymenophorea; Peniculida; Parameciidae
Source: the annotation of a GenBank genome assembly
AUGAUGAAAGAUUAAGAUGUGUUAGAAUUUCAUGAUUAUAAAUAAUCAAUACUUUUGAAGAUGUUGAGAGUAUAUCAAGAAGUAUAUGGUGAUUGCGAUGGAGAUAGGAUAAUAAUUGAGGCUUACAACACAUAAAUUACAAAGCAAGAUUUUGACAACUUCGUUGUGGAUCCAAAUUAUGAGUUGAGUACCACAAUAGUUAUUCUCUACUUAAAUUACAUAAUAAAAUAUAGUUAAAUAACUUAGAAGAUAGCUCCUUAUUUUUUGAUAAUAACAAGUGAGGAUUACAAUGUAAAUAAUAAUUGAAAUAAGCAAGCCAUCUUUUGGGAAUGUUAUAUUGUAUGAUGGGUAACUGAUUAAUUAAGUACCUCUGGCUAAAUUCAAGUAUGACGGUAAUAAAUAAAAUGCUCCGAUUGUCAUAUUGAUGAGAUGUAAAAAUAAAUGGAACAUGAUAAUUUUGGAAUUGUAACCUUGGAUAAUAGAUUUUAGAUGUGACAAAAAUACAAGUUUUAAUGCAAUAUCAACGUUCGCAAGUUAAUUUAUUUUAGAUACUUUUGGGAUUUAGAUAAAGAACUUCAAUGAUUUUAUGUUGGAUUAUGAAUAGUUAGGAGAUUAGGGAGAUUUAAUAGUCUUUGCAUUAUAUAAAGUAUUUAUAAUGAAUUUGGAUUUGACAGGAGAUUCACUAUUGAGUAAGAGUGAUUAUACAACUGCAAAACGUAAAUUAUUAUGGUUGGCAUUAUCACAUAUGAAAGAAAGAAGUAAAGAGGAUGAUGAUGCAGAAUUUACAAGAAGGUUAAUAAAGAAACAGAAAGAGGAUAUGCAAAAGUAAAUGGAAGAGGAAGAAGAAAGAAAGAGAGAAAUAAAGAAUAAACUAUCUGAGAAAAAAAUGUAAGUUUAUGGUUUCUUGCAUACAGUAGAAUAACCAUAAGAAAUACGAAAAGUUGAAGAGACUGCAGAAUAGAUAUUAUUAAAGAAAUAAUUGGCUUAAUUUAAUGUGACAAGACCAAGGAAUAAGGUUGAAGCAUUCCUUACAAGAAUGAGAGUUAAAGAACCAUUUUAAUUUGAAUAUCCAGAGCCUCCAAAAUAUGAGGCACCAAAGAAAGAUCCAAAGGGAUUGGUAAAGAAUUUUGUUUAUGAAGUUGAAUGGCCAAAAAUAAGUCCUGGAAUUAAAUAAAUGAUAACACCUGCGUCAUAUUGUGUAUCAUAAAUAUUUUCUGAUACUCCAUUACAAUUGGAUUAGGGAAGAAUGGAGAGAGUAUAUGAUUAUGAAAUAUUGGAAUAAGUAGAGAAAUAAAAAUAGAAAGAAUAAUAAUAAUAAUAAUAAUAAUAAAGAUAAAUAGUUUAGAAAAAUGGGUCUUAUUUUGGAUAGAUUGGAUCAAGAGUAUUUGAUAGAAGUGAUUAUACAAAUGGAGUUGUAAUACCUGCUGGAAGAAAGAUAGUGAAAUAGAUUGAAAAAGUAGAUAGUAAAGAGAAGAAACUACAUAAGAUGGAAAUGAUGGAUAGAUGUAUUGAGUAAUUAGAAGAUGAAUUAUUUUUAAAUUAUUGA